AUGACCCUACAGACCGUAACUACUGAAUGCCAACGAUCGCUGAACCUGAAACAUGACGCGGGGGGGGGGGGGGGGGUGGGGGGGGGGGGGGGGGGGGGGUUGUGGGGUGGGGGGGGGGAGGGGGGGGGGGGGGGGGAGUGGGGGGGGGGGGGGGGGGGGGGGGGGGGGUUAUGGCUUGGAGGUAAAUUAAAAAAAAAACAUCGAGAAACACACAAAACAAUCGUCCCAUGUGCCACAUCUUUAGUGAGUCCCUCCCGCCAAUCCUUCCCAGCCAUCACCCCCCUGCUAUGGUCCCAACCCCCAUUAAACACGAGAGCAAACAUGGUCCAUGGCACAGCCUUUACCCCGCCCUGGCUCACCCCCAGUCUCCGCCACUGGCUAAUGGAGAAUUAUAGGAGAGAUGUGCACUAUAUUUCUGUCAAGAUUACCCAAAAUGAAUUUCCAGCCCGCACCCCCGUAAGAGACCUCCCUAGACCCACAACGUUGCCCCAACUGUCACCCGCCCUGCCUGUUAUGAACGCACUAAAAACCCACACUCAAAUCGAGCCGAAGCAGCACCCUCAGAACCAGGGGCUGCCAGCCAAACGCGAAACUGAAACCCGCAUUCCCAAAACUGUACCCGGGGGGGGGGGGGAACCCAAUAGGACCUCCCCACUCUUACCCUGGUUCAAGCGGCCUACACAGCUGACCACUGUGGCACGCAGAAA
This is a messenger RNA of Dicrocoelium dendriticum, 707 nucleotides long. Lineage: Eukaryota; Metazoa; Platyhelminthes; Trematoda; Plagiorchiida; Dicrocoeliidae. The record is from the annotation of a GenBank genome assembly.